AUGUGCGUCAGGUGCCCUUCCAUCUCUCACUCUGCAUGCGUCGCAGCUAAUUCCUCCUUCCGCAACUUCCAGUGCCCUCCCUGCUCCCAACCCACAUUCUCCUUCUUUAACCUCAGCCGCCAAAACGACUGCCAAGAAGCCAAAACAACAAUCGUGAUCGACAAGGACGCAGCCAAGGCCAUCUUCGCCGCGGCCAGGAUCGCAGCGGCUGUGAUGACUGAAGCUGCCGUCGUCGCCAGGGGCACGGCCGAGAGCCAGGUCAAUGACGCCAUCACGGCGAAAAAGAAGGCCAGAGAGGCCUUGGAACGACUCACGUCUCUUGUCAACAUGGAAAAGGAGAAGGAUUUGAAGAGUGGAGAUUUUGUUUCGGCGCCUGAGAGCCUCAACGUGAAACCUAAAUUGGAGGGUCCUGGUGCAAUUCAAGUGGCGUCCAAGAGUUCUGACCCUGAGGGAACCAAUGGGUUGCCUGGUGAUCAGUUGAAAACCAGUCGUGCUGAUCCUAUGGAAGAAGACUGA
Prunus persica (peach) is the source of this 516-nucleotide messenger RNA. RefSeq lists its product as uncharacterized. The transcript has a single exon. Lineage: Eukaryota; Viridiplantae; Streptophyta; Magnoliopsida; Rosales; Rosaceae. The record is from RefSeq and is a predicted model, not a curated record. The coding region runs from base 1 to 516 and encodes 171 amino acids.